UUACUGUGUUCUUGUUUUGGUUUGUUGUUUGUUUGUUUUUGCUGGCAGUGAAUAUGUUUCAAUACAGCAUGUACACUGCAUGUACAUGUGCAUCUACAUGUAUGUAUGUAGGAAGUUGAGCACUUUCACAAUCUGCAUACAUUAUGUGUACCUGUAUGCAUGUUUGUAGUCAGACAAGUUUAACUUUGCCAUUGUCACCACUUUCAUCUUUCCAAGUCAGUUUUAUUAAGGAUGUUUAUGCCCAAAAUGUUCCCAAGUACAGAUUUUUUUAUUUUCAAGUCCUUGGAAAUGAAUGUGGUGUUUGCACAACCAAGUAAAAACCUUCCACUUUCACUGUGUUUCAAAAGUUCACAUAGAUUUGUGGGUUGUGAUUGGUAGAUUUUGAUGAGUUUUGUUUGUCUCUUUUGUUUGAAAAUCUGAAGUACAUGUACAGUACAUGGAGUGCUUGUCAUGUAAUUAUGAUUGAUGGUACCAAAAAACACACUAACCCCUUGUUAGUUAGGUUUUGAACUUCAGAAUUCAUGUGUUAUUAAAUUAAUAUGCAGUAAAUGAUUUUGUGUUAGACAAAGACUUAACAGCAUAAGUUUUUAAAUUUCUCUCUUUUUUGAGUUUAUCGUUAUUUUUUUGUUUGGAAGUACAUGUACAGUGCAGUACAUGUAGGUGAAAAAAGGGCUUAUAGAGCUGUAAAAGAGUGAAUAGAGUUUUUCUUUUUCCAUCAGAAAUUGUAUUCACCAAAAGAAUAAAAGCAUAAUUUUAAUUUGUUAAUGGUUGCCUAGGAAUUGAAUGAGGUGAGACAGAAUGUCCCACAAACAAUGAUGUCAGUUGAUCUUGUGGUCAGACAGAUAUGACACUUGAAACAAUUCAGUAAUUUUUGCAUAUUCUUCUAUGCAAAUGAGUCUUAACUAGAAUAAACCAAGAACACACACAAUAUAAGGCUGCCAUGAAAUGACAUGUUUUACAGCAAGGAAUAUCAUUUUCCUUUCUUUCUGUUCUCAUACAUGUGACAGUUUUCUUCUGUAUUCUACAUUUUGAAAGAUCUCCUUACAGUAUCUGUUAAGGGACAAAAUGUGCAAGAUUGUUUGCUCGGAAGACAAAGCAUUUUUACUUGGCUUAAUGGCGAUCAUCUUAUUGUAUCACUGACCUUGACUACAUUAUCACAUCUUUUUUCUCUGUACUCUGAGAAAUGUGUUUAGAGGCACCAAAGCUCAUAUUCAGCUCUGGAACGUCAAGAAUUAUUUUGCUUGUGAAGACAUUCUUCAAUUCUUACCAUUCACUGAAGUUUUAAACAUCUGAGAUAUUAAUUCUGGUAACAAUGGUCUCAACAUGUUUUCUUGUAUGGGAAGCCAGCUUGAUAUGGGAGACAGAGAGAGAAAGGCCCUUACAAAGGUUGUUGAGGCAUACAAGAAUCUUCAGAAGGAAAAUGAAAAAUUGCAGAACAAUCUCACUCAAAGCCAGGACAAGGCUCUCAGAAGAAUAUCAGAAAUGAAAGAGACUAUAGAACUUGAAAAGCAAGCCAAGAUGCAUUUGGAAGAAACGCUGCAGUUGUCGCUUGAUGAAAAAGAAGACAUCAUCAAAGCACUUCAGACUCAGGUUCAUCUCCUUAAGCAGCAAGGGUCACGAGUAAUGCCAGGCACUGAUACUCUUGAUGCAGGUUUAGGGUCGCAAAGUGAUGAGGAGAAACUUAAACAACAGAGUUUGUUGGAAAAGAUUGAUGGCCUUCAAGCUCUUGUGGAUCAACAAGCUCAGGAACUGAAUAACCACAAAGAGCAGUCUUUAAAGCAAGACCAGAUCAUUUCCAACCAAAUGAGGGAAGCCAAAGCCUUGAUACUCAGAUUGGAACAAGAGAAAAAGGUUGCUAUCCAAGACAUGAUGGACAACCUGCAAACGGCUCUGCGCGAGAAAGACGAGGCAGUGAAAAACACCAAUGAGAUGAGGCAAGCUCUACAGGAUCGAGAAGCACAGAACGAAGAAAUGAAGAAAGAGAAAGACGAAUUCUUCCACAAGAUGGAAAAACAGCUUGAAGAGUCGGAGAAAAGACGAGAAAUUGCCGAGCUGAAGAAGGAGCGAGAAAUCCAAGAGAUGACUGCAAAGUACGAGGCUGCUGCGGCUGCGGAGGAGAAUGAGAGGAAGGCCAUGAUGGAGAAGUUAAAGAGAGACAAGGCAGAAGUCGUGGCGGUCAUGCAGAAAGACAAGAAUGAAAAGCUGGAGGAAAUGUUUGUCGCCAAGGAGAUGGAGUUUCAAAAGGCACUGACGAAGAAAACAAAGGAAGUGGAGGCGUUACUUCAAGCCAAGGAGGAUGAGAUGAGAGCAAAAUACAAUGAAAAGGUGAAGGAGAUUGAGAUUGCCGUUGACGAGAAAGAGCUGCAGAAGGAAGCUGCCUUGAAGGAGAAGGAGAAGGAGCUACAAGCCCUGAGGGUUCAGCUGGAGUCAUUAUCACAGAGUCUGCAGGAACGCAACUCGGAAGCUUCACGAACUGGCCAAGAGCAGGCCAGCAAGGUGUCCAACCUGCUGGCUGAGCUGCAGAAAGUGUCUGUUGAAAAGAAAGAUUUGGAGACGAAGCUGUCAGAAACUCAGCAGAGACUGGAUCAAGAACAGGCAAAGAUCGCAGAGAUGAUCCAACAGCACAGUAAUCUUUUGCAAGAAAAACAGGACGAACACCAAAAGAGUUUGGCCAAGUUGAAGAAACUACACCAAACUAAAGUCGGUGAAAUGACCGAGAGCGUAAAGAAAUCCGAACAGAAGGCGGCCGAGCUGGAGAAACAGCGGAAAGAGGUGGACGAAAAACACGCCAAAGACUUAGAAGAGAAAGAGCGGCAGUACGAGGCCGACAAACAGUCCGAGCUGGCUCGUGUGUCUAAGAAAAUGGAAAGCAAAACGAAUGACAUGAAAAAAGUCGUCAAGGAACUAAGGACAAAGCUAACUGAGAAGGAAAACCAAGCAAAGGAACUUGAGGAGAGAGUUAAUGUGAUUCAGCAAGAAACUGCGUCAGAGAAAAGCGCGAGUGUCAGUGAUUUUGAAAAGAAAAUGGCUGAUGCGAACAAACUCGCUGAAAAUCUACGCCAGCAGUUGGCGCAGAGAGACAGUGCUGUCAGUGAGCUCCAGAACAAAGUCAAGGAAAGCGAAGGUAAAAAAGUUAGCGAAAUCGAGGAGUUGACAAAAGAUAGGGACAACCGCCUAAAGGAAAAAGAAAGAGAGCUGGUGGAUGUUAAAGGAAAACUUACGGAGAAGGAGUACUACUCCAAAGAACUGGAGAAAAAACUUCUUGAAAUGAAAACCGAGAAAGACAAAGAAAUCGAAGCUGUUAAGCAAAGAGCCAUUGUUAAAAUUAAAGAGCUCGAAGCUGGGUUUAACAGCAAACGCGAGGAAGAAUUCAAAGUAUUUCAGUCGGAAAAAGAAAAAGAACACACGGCAGUGAAAGAGAUAGAAACUAAAAAGAACGAACUCGAAAAAAUAAACACUGAACUAAAAGAGAGGUUAAAGGCUUCCUCGGAAAGCGAGAAGAAGCUUAAGGAGGAAUUAGACUCUCUUGGAAAGAAAUUUAAAACUCAAUUUGAAAAUUUUAAACAGAAAUAUCAAACUGACAUUCAAAAGCACAAGGAACAGUUGCUUCUUGUUGAAGAAAAGAGUCUUCAAGACGCCUCGGAGAGUAAAAGUAAUUACGAGAAAAAGUUAGCAAGUUUGAAAGAGGAAUACGAACAAAGUGUUUUGAAACUUAAAGAAGAGAAAUUGCUUAUUGAUGAGAAGUGGAAACUGGAGUUGGAAAAGGUCCGCGCGGAACUCACUAGUAAAUCUGCUGAGAGCGACAAAUAUCUUGGUGAUAAAGAGUCACAGCUUGUUGAUUUAAAUAAACAAGUUGAAAAGUUGACUGGCGAACUUAAUCAACAUAAGGAACAAUCUCAACGAAAUAUUGACGAACUCAGCCAAAGUAUUACCCUGCGAGAUGAGAAGAUCGGGAAGCUGAAAGAAAGUUUGAAACUCGAACAAGAAGCGCUGAAAAAUCAGAAGGCCCAACACGACGAAGAGGUGAAAUUAAAAGAAAAGGAAGUGAAAGAGUUGUUGAACAAAAUGGAGAAAGAAUUCCAAGAGCAACUACAAGAGAAAGAAGAUACUGUCAGAGAGAAACUGAAGGAAAUCGCGCAGCAACACGACAUGGGAGUCAAAGAUGUAACGGCUAACUUGGAAAAUAUGAGGAAAGAGGAAUUGGCGAAGCUUGAAGAACGCUAUCAGGCUGAGAUUUCUGAACUGAACCUUGGCUGGGAGAACAAAGUUGUGAGUAUACGAAAAGAGAACGAAGAGAGCAUGGAAAGAUUGCUAAACGAAGCGAGAGAGAAGGAGGAGAAUCUGACCAAGGAGAAUGUGAACUUGAGAAACGAAAUCGCCAAAAGAGAGAAGGUACAGCAAGUGAAAAUGGAGGAGCUACAGCAUAAAGUGAACAGCGUCUUAGAAGAGAAGGACGCUGCCCUGGAGAAGGUAAGAGAAUUGGCCGAAGAAAACAAACGUUUAAGAGAACAAAUCGACAAUCUAAACUUGGAAAUGGAAAAUAGAAUAAGCGAAAUGAACGAAAGUCACGAACACGACAUCGAGGACAUUAAGAACCAGUCUUUGAGGGACAUUGAGGAACUUGCACAGCAGCAGAAAAGUGCUUUAGAGGGUCGUGACAGUGACCUGGAGAAAACCAGAAAGGAGGCUGAACGUCAGUUAAACGAAGCGCUGCAGAGGCACCGGGCAGAAGUCGAGGAGAUGCGGAAUAGUUUUCAAGCGAAGCUGCAGGAAGUGACCAACACUUACCAACAAGAUUUGUCACAAACGAGGCAGAUUUACGAGAAGCAGAACAUUGAAAUGGAGAAGCUCAAGAAGUACCACGAGAUCGAGCUGAACGAGCUUCGGAAAGGCCAUGCGAAGCAAGUCGAGGGACUGCUGAAAACCGGCGAGGAUGAAAAAGGUAAAUUUGCAUAUCAGGAGCGAACGCACCUUGAAGAAGUCGAACGACUGAAAAUGAGAAUAAAGGAGUUAGAAGUUGAAAGUGCCAAGCAAGUGGAGGAGUUUACUCGAGCCACGGAAAAAAGAAGGCAAAAGUUUGCCACCGACGAGGCGAAUCUGAGAGAACAGUUUGAGCUUCUCAAGGUCAAGAUAUCUGAAGCGGAAACCCAACACCGUAGCAAAAUGGAAGAGUUGCAGAAGUCUGCUGAAGAGAAUGAGAGGAAAUUUGGCAUUGAAGAGACGAAACUGAGAGGACAAAUCGAUGAAUUGAGCAGAUCUGCUGAAGAGAGGAAAACAGCAUUUGAAAUGGAAGAGCGGAAGUUGAGAGAUCAGAUUAGCAAUCUCGAGGAAAAGCUGGGCGAAACAGAGGCCGUCAAUGCUAUUAAAAUGGACGAAAUGAGAUUGUCAGCUGAGCAGAUCAAGACAGCGUUUGAUCACGAGGAGAAAAAGCUGAUUGACGAGAUCGAUACUUUGCGCAGAACGUACAAGCAGCAGGCAGAGGAAAUACGCCGGUUAUCAGGGGAAUUAGAAGCCAAGUGUGUAGAAGAAACUAAGCUCAAGAAAGAAGUUGAACAGUUGAGAGAGAAUCUCAAGAAAGAAGUUGAAUCGUUGACGCUGAAAGCCACAGAGGCCCAAACAAAGCAUCGUGAAAUCGAAAAAAAGAUGAACGAAGAAUUGAACAACUUGAAGAAAGAGCAAGCUAAAAAGGAAACAGAACUUCAGGAAGAAAAAGCGAGGUUCGUAGAGGGAGAAAAAAGAAUGAAGGCCGAGCUACAGAAGGUAGAAACUGAAGUAAAACAAACAUCCGAGGCGACGUCCACGAAUUUCCAGAAGAAGCUUGAUCAAAUGAAGAAGGAAAGAGAACAAGAAGUGCAGUUGUUGAAUACAAAAUGGAAGGGAAAAUGCGACGAGAUUAACCAGAGAUACUCUAAUCAGAUACAGAAUCUACUGCAGCAACAGGAGGAAGAAAAGAAGAGUUUAACGGAGGAACAUUCGAAAGCUCUGCAGGAAAUGACGAACAAAAACAACGAAGAGCGAGCGGAAUUGGAGGAAAGAGCCAAGACUCAACUGAGCGAAGUGCAGAACACCGCUUCAGAGCUGCAGCUGAAGGUGAAAAAGGCCAAGGAAAAGAUCAAAAACAUGACAGCAAAACAUCAACAAGAGAUACAGCAAUUGCAAGAGAGUCAAGAGAAAUCUGAUCAGGAGAUUAAAGCACUGCACGAUACAUUGUCGUCCUUAAAAAAAGAGUUUGCUGAGAAAGAAGAAAGUUUUGAGAAUAAAUUCCGAGAGGCUGCCAAACGCGAGGAGGAGUUACAACUGAAAAUUCUGACUGGAGAGAGUAACAACAAAGCUGUUGAUCAAAAACUGGCGGAGUUGAGUAAAGAAAAGCAGGAAGCUCAAGAUGCUUUGGCAGACAAAGAAGCCGAGUGGCGACAUCGGGUGCAGACACUGGAAGCUGAAAUGGAGACCAAGACGCAAAGUUUAGAGUCAAAACUUAAAGCGCAGGAAAAAGAGCACCAAGAAAAGGUCAAGGAAAUCGAGGAAGCUAAGGACCAACAACUGGGAAAACACGCAGAGGAGUUGACAGAGCAGUAUCGCAACAAGCUGACCGAGAUGAAGAAAAAAGCAGAGAGCAAGAUUGCGGGUUUGAGAAAGCAGCUUAACACACAAACUGUAGAGAAAGAGACCGAACUGUCCAACGUUAAGGAAUCAUUGAAUUCAUCUGAAAAUAAAAUCAAGGAGCUUGAAGCGAAACACGAGGAGGAGAUGGAAAGUGUAAAGCAGCUUCAUCAAGAAGAGUUGAAAACGAAACUUGAAGAGUUGCGCCAAUCAAAGGAGAAUGAAGCUGAAGGUCGCGAAAAAGAGAUGCGGGAGAAAUUGGACAACCUUGAAGCAGCGAACAAAGAGCUCUCUGAAAACAUUGAGAAUCUUUUGGUCGAGAAAAUGGACGCGCUUCACGAACAAGAAUCAGCUUUAAAGGAAGAGCGCGAAUUGGAAAUGGAGAACUUGCGGAAAGAGCAUGCAAGCGAGUUGGAGAAAUGCGAGAAGAGGUUCAAAGCAAAAAUGAGCGACAAAGAGUUGGACUAUAACUCGAAAAUCAAACAGCUUCUUCGAGAAUUUCAGAUUAAAUACAGCGAGAAGGAAAGAGAACUUCAAGAAAGUCUGGGACAAGUGAUAGAAAAGGGACAAAGAGAGGAACAGAAAAUUAUCGACGAGUACAAACUAGAAAUUAACGAGUAUCAGAGGGAACUUAAACUGAGAGAAGAAGAAAUGGUUGCCUUGAAAGCAUCCAUGGAAGAACAGUUAGCACAGAAAGACAGUGAGAUAACUGAGCUGAAUAGAACUCAUUCCGAAGCGUUGCAAAACGUCGAGAAGGAACAUCACGAAACUAUUCAAGAGAUGGUUCGAAAGAACGAAGCAGACAUGGAAAACCUGCACCAAGACCACCGUACGAAAGUGGAGGAGGUACACGAGCGGUACAAGAACGAGCUGGAGACACUGGCGAGAGAUCGCAAGUCCGAAGUGGCUGCUGUCGAGAAAAAGUUCAAGACUCAAAUGAAGAAAAACCAGAAUGAAAUGAAGAAGUUGUUGAAUCAGAAGGAAUCAUUUAUUCAAGCACAGGGUGCGGUAUUGACUGACGCCGAGCCUGAGCAACUCCAGAGAGCGGGGUCGUCUACGUCUCUCAAUAGUGAACCCGUCGAGGAUUUCAGUCAAACAACACUUAAGGAUGAAAUCUCGCGGCUGAGAACAGAAGUCGGUGCACUAAAAGAGAGGGAGGAAUCUCUCAAACUACAGAUUGAGCAGCUCGGUGGAUCACCUAUGAAAGGCAGAGCGGAUCGUCCACCUCAGCUGAAUGUGGUGUCCAAUCCUCUCUCGGAUAGCCCGGCUCCUUACGACCCAGUUCCCAAGUCUCCAGUCGAACCCACAGAAUUCGAGUAUCUUAGAAAUAUAUUGUAUGAGUACAUGAUGGGUCGAGAACGAAAGCAAAUGGCCAAAGUGCUGGUAGCCCUGUUACGUUUCAGUCCAAAACAACAAAAAGAGCUUCUACGUAAAGUGGACGAACAAGUGAAUCAGGGUGGCUUCCUAUCGCCGUUUAGGUCGUAACGUUCCUGUCUUGUCACGCUACAAGAUCAAGAUGCCUACGUCAAGUCAAAGUCUUCGUGGUACUGAAGGAGCUGAAGGCCUUUUCUUAUCUUGGAAAGAGUUUUUAGUCAGAUUAUGUUCUUACCAAACAAUUAUACUGGUGUAAAUGUAAAAUAGGAAUCGGUUAUUGUUUUUUGUUUUUUAAUUGCGCUCAUGUACUCAUAUAUAAAACUGAUUCAAGUUUUGGUCAAAGGCGUAUUGCGUUUAAGGUUACUUAAAUUAAUUAGUAAAUAUGCUUCGACCAAGUCUUGUUUUCAUAUCGGCGUUGUAAAGAAGCAUUAGAUUCUGUAGUCAUAGAGGUGUAAAUAGUAAAUUGUUUAUGGUAAAUUCGAAUAUUUAAGACGUGACACGCGAUAUGGCAUUAGACUAGCGCCCGGUUUUCCGAUUAGUGUCUGGAAUGGAGAAUUCGAUAGAAGAUAUGAACAUUGUUUAUUUUAAUGAAACAUUUAAAAAAACCUUGUCGGCAAAGCUAUGAUAGCGUCGUACACAAGUUUCAUUUUACCACCUUGAAUUGAGGCUUUUAUAUACGUUAUUGGAUAAUUUUGGUAUGAUUGUCAUCACUUCAUAAAAUGCGAUACUUUAUAAGCGUUUUUAAGCUAUUGCUAAUCGCAUGUCUUCGUUGACGACCAAAAAAAAAAAAUAACAAUUAUUCUAAACAAUCGCCAACAAUCCGUCCACUAUCAUGCAAGCAACUCUCUAAAAUGUUUGGUCCAAGUUCUGCAGAAAAGUCUAUUCAAACACAGUAAUGAACGCAAUUGUCUCCUCUUCACAGUCCCCUCGCGCGGCCUGUCUGUCCUUGGCUGUGUGUACCAUUUAUGAGUUGUUUAAAAGAAGACUUAAACACUCCUUCACAAGAUCUAAGGAACUUGUGGCUCACAAUGGGAAAUGUUCUCUUUUUCAGUGGAGUAUAUUAACACUCUAUCAUUUUUGUACCCAUACGUUUCCUCGCUGAGGGCUGGGUGUGUUAUUUUUAUUAUGUAUUACAGCUCGGAGCAGCUGUUGAACACUAAUCCAUGUUUAAAAGUUAAUCGUUGUUUUAAUAUCUUUUGUAUGGAGGUGGUUUUCACUGCUAAUGUCUUACACAAUUUGACAGAAAUAGUUAAUAAUAAAGGGGGGAAAGCUUGAAAUCUAGCUUUUAACUGAAACAAAAUUCACUCUGAUGCUAUUCGUGGUCGGACAAGUUGGACAAGACCCCAAAGACACUCGAAAAUUCUCAUGCAAUCGAAUCACCCGUAAGUGGAAUUAUAUCCGGGACCAUAAAAAAGGGUUCACUUAGUAGACGUGUCUCUUAUGAGAUGUUAAAAAGGUAAUUUUUGUACGUGGCUGGGACCAUGAAUAAGUAAACGCCCACGGGAGCCCGGAGUUCAGCGGAGGUUCAACUAUGUUACAAAUAAAGGAUGGCCAAUACAUCCUUGAUUUUCGGGGGUAGGGUGGAGGAUGGCAAAGCUAUUCUUGAUCAGAAAAACGUUAGACCUUUCCCGCAUUCCACUUCAGUGCGUACGAACAAUAGUACCAGAGCUAGGUUGGGGUGCACAUUUUCAUAAAUUUGCUGUAUUUUUGUCCACCCUGGCCUCGACUUGGCGCCAUUGUUUGUUGGAAUGCGGGAAAGGUUCUAUUCUUGCCCAAAUAUAACAUAAAUGCCCACUCCCCCUUCGCGCGAAGAUAAAGUACAGUAUUCCAAUCCUAACUGUAAACGUUCCCCUCGCUGAAUUUGAUUUCCCAUCACGAUUUUCUUUGUUCUAAUCAAUUUAAUCAUUUAUUAUUAUAAAGAGAGAUUGAAUCGUAAUCACUUGGGACAGAAACUAAAGGAGCUACGUCAGGGAUAGUCACGCAAGAGACGCAUUGCGUGACUUCGUCAAGUAAACGUUGCUCAAACUUUUUUAAGUUCGUUUUUUCGCGAUCCAUCUCAAUCUCCCUCAGUCAUAGCCAUGUUCCUUUUAAGUCUAUUGUCACCUCUUUAGUGAUAUACUGCUCUUUUUGGAGUUUCCUUUAGAAUUAAGGAUAGGUUUGUACAUGGUAAAAUUGGUGAUAUUUAUCCUAACAUUGCUGCUGUAAGCAAUACCUUUCACACCGACUGAGCUUGUUUAGCUAAUGAAAUGGUAAAAAUUUAAUGCCAGAAACUACGUGUAAGUCUUAAUUUUGCAAGGUGUUAAUGGAGCUUCCAUGUUCAGCUUCAAUGCAGAGCGUAGAAUUAAUAAGCUGUUUACUCUUGUGAAAUGGGGUAAUUCUGAUGGUUUCACUUCAGAAAUGUAAGUAACAAUUGUUCGUUCAAUUCUGUUUUCUGUUCAAAUCGUAUUAGUAGUUGGGGAACGAAAUAGAUAGCCGACUACCAAUGAGUGGCAACCUAAACGACCACCUAUUAAACGGACACCCCUGUUUGGUGGCCAGUAAACAAAGUCCCGAUGAGGGCUUUUCAUUUGACCCUUUGCAUAAAUGGUACCUAAAUAUAAAUAGCAAUACUUAUACAUCCUUAGCGUCGCAUUCAUGUUUCUAAACAAAGCGUUUUCACAUGAAUGUGAGGCUAAGGUGUAUAAAUAUGGGUUAUUCAAAUUUAACCGCCGUUUGUACUCCAUUUCCCCGAGGGUGACCGUUAAACAGGGGUUGAAGUGUAUUUCUCGCGUGAACUCUUGCGUGUCAACCAGACACUCCGCGCAGUUAGAAUGAUCAGCAACCUCUUUCACCACCAUAUCCAUCUUCUAAUUUCAUGGCAAUUAAAACUGUCCAAUUUUAAGGGUCUUAAUAAAAUGAAGGAGUUGUUUUAA
This is a messenger RNA of Orbicella faveolata, 10886 nucleotides long. RefSeq lists its product as uncharacterized. Gene Ontology annotation, molecular function: small GTPase binding. Gene Ontology annotation, cellular component: Golgi apparatus. Lineage: Eukaryota; Metazoa; Cnidaria; Anthozoa; Scleractinia; Merulinidae. Gene Ontology annotation, biological process: Golgi vesicle transport. The record is from RefSeq and is a predicted model, not a curated record.